GCCCGCCUCCAAGUCCGGAAGACCCGGAGGAAGACAGAGAUUGGAGGCUCAGGCAGUGACGUAACUUUCUGCCUUAGGUGGCCUUCCACUCUGGCGGCUGUGGCGACGGAGGUUUAGGGAAUAUUUACUGGGGCUCCACGCUCCCUCUGCUCUUGGAAGUGCCAUGAGGUCAGUGAGCUAUGUGCAGCGCGUGGCGCUGGACUUCAGCGGGAGCCUUUUCCCGCACGCAAUCUGCCUUGGAGACGUCGAUAACGAUACGUUAAAUGAAUUGGUGGUGGGAGACACCAGCGGGAAGGUGUCUGUGUAUAAAAAUGAUGACAGUCGGCCAUGGCUCACCUGUUCCUGCCAGGGAAUGCUGACUUGCGUCGGGGUUGGAGACAUUUGUAAUAAAGGAAAGAACCUGUUGGUGGCAGUGAGUGCUGAAGGCUGGUUUCAUUUGUUUGACCUGACACCUGCCAAGGUGUUGGAUGCUUCUGGGCACCACGAGACACCAAUGGGAGAGGAGCAGCGUCCAGUCUUCAAGCAGCACAUCCCUGCCAACACCAAGGUCAUGCUGAUCAGCGACAUCGAUGGAGAUGGGUGUUGUGAGCUGGUGGUGGGCUACACAGACCGUGUGGUGCGAGCUUUCCGCUGGGAGGAGCUAGGUGAGGGUCCCGAACAUCUGACAGGGCAGCUGGUGUCCCUCAAGAAAUGGAUGCUAGAGGGUCAGGUGGACAGCCUCUCGGUGACUCUGGGGCCACUGGGUGUUCCUGAACUGAUGGUGUCUCAGCCAGGCUGUGCAUAUGCAAUUCUGCUGUGUACCUGGAAAAUGGACACUGGGUCCCCUCCUGCCUCUGAAGGGGCCAUGGAUGGCAGUAGGGAGGCCCCAGCUGCCCGAGAUGUGGUGCUGCACCAGACAUCUGGCCGUAUCCACAACAAGAACGUCUCCACUCACCUGAUCGGCAACAUCAAACAAGGCCACAGCACUGAGAGUGGUGGCUCUGGCCUCUUUGCCCUGUGCACUCUGGAUGGGACGCUGAAGCUCAUGGAGGAAGCAGACAAGCUGCUAUGGUCAGUGCAGGUUGAUCACCAGCUCUUCGCCUUGGAGAAAUUGGAUGUCACCGGCAAUGGGCACGAGGAGGUAGUUGCAUGUGCCUGGGAUGGACAGACAUACAUUAUUGAUCACAACCGCACCGUCGUCCGCUUCCAAGUGGAUGAAAAUAUCCGUGCCUUCUGUGCAGGCUUGUACGCCUGCAAAGAGGGCCACAACAGCCCCUGUCUCGUGUAUGUCACUUUCAACCAGAAGAUCUAUGUGUACUGGGAGGUGCAGCUGGAGCGGAUGGAGUCUACCAAUCUGAUGAAACUGCUGGAGACCAAGCCGGAGUACCACAGCCUGCUGCAGGAGCUCGGCGUGGAUCCUGACGACCUCCCUGCGGCCCGUGCCCUGCUUCACCAAACGCUCUACCAUCCGGACCAGCCACCACAGCACACUCCUUCAAGCCUCCAGGAUCCCACCUAGCUGUACUUGCCUCAUAGUUGGUGAAGGAUUCUUCUGAACCCCCCACCCUACCCCCUAAAGGUAUCUGUGGUAUUGGCAGGAUAGGGAAUACGCAUUACAGAAGUGCAGGAUUUCACUCUGGGCGUGCAAGGAUGGCAGCAGCCCUAGGGUGACCACAAACUAUAGACUUUGCAGUCUUUUUGGUGAAAGAAGAGACAAGUUGACUCUGCCCAUUUCCUUAUGGACGUCGCCCAUCACACCGGCAGGGUCAUAGGACCCUGGCCUUGUUCCAAAUCAUCUGGGACAUGUCCCACUCCCCACUCUGGCUGUGUAGAAAACAGACUUGUUUGCAUGGCCCCAACACCCAUAAGGAAACUAGGUUUUAGGCCCAGGGAAGCAGUGGAGGUAAGGGCUCCACCCCAUCUUCAGCUCUGUUUUUCAUGGCACAGUGACAUUAGUCAUUGUUUUUUGUUUGUUUUAGUUUUGCUUUUUGAGAUGGAGUCUCGCU
Molecule: messenger RNA, 1985 nt
Organism: Saimiri boliviensis boliviensis (Bolivian squirrel monkey)
Lineage: Eukaryota; Metazoa; Chordata; Mammalia; Primates; Cebidae
Gene: ITFG2
Product: integrin alpha FG-GAP repeat containing 2
Biological process (GO): regulation of TOR signaling
Cellular component (GO): KICSTOR complex
Molecular function (GO): protein binding
Source: RefSeq, a predicted model, not a curated record